This is a messenger RNA of Drosophila erecta, 282 nucleotides long. Its product is annotated as protein Turandot Z. The record is from RefSeq and is a predicted model, not a curated record. Lineage: Eukaryota; Metazoa; Arthropoda; Insecta; Diptera; Drosophilidae. Gene Ontology annotation, biological process: immune system process.
AUGCAUUUUGCCCUCCGCCUAAGCUUUCUCCUGGCUGUGCUCUUCAGCCUUACAGGAAGGCUCCAGAUUGAAGUUCAGCAAACUGAUGACGCCAACACCCAGCUUGAAAUCGCAGAUGAAGUCAUCGAAAUUUAUAAUAAAUACAAGGCCCAGCAGGGAUCAGAUGUGGCAAAAGAAGCUCAACUGAAUACACAAGUCAAUGACUUUAAAGGAGGGAUUGUGCUCGUCGAUGGAGUACCAGUCCAAGGCGUUCAGAGCAUAGCCGACAAGCUUAUGGAUUAA